Molecule: messenger RNA, 369 nt
Organism: Cylicocyclus nassatus
Lineage: Eukaryota; Metazoa; Nematoda; Chromadorea; Rhabditida; Strongylidae
Source: the annotation of a GenBank genome assembly
AUGUUUGACCCGCUUCUAUGUUACGACAACAGCGAUCCAUAUCGGUUAGCGGUUGAGCUUAAUUUGGAUGUUGCUUACAAAAUGAACUUCAGUCUACACUGCAAAAAAUCAGCGCUAUCCUUCCUGAAUAUUUUUAUUCGACAUAAAAAGGAGCUGACAGCAGAAAAGCCUCCUGCUGAGUUGGAUGAAAAUUCGGAACUGGCUGAAUAUCUCAGUGAUCCACGUUACAAACUUCGCUUCCCUAGUGGCGAAGGCUUCCUGGAAUCCUGGUAUGAAGAAAGCAAGUGGCUGCCCGAUGAUCGAGCAGUGGAAAAUGAAGAAGUAAUCCAAACUUAUCGGGAAGAUGCAUCAAGUUUGUUGCGAUUGUAA